AUGGGGCAGAAACUCACCGUAGAGGAGAGGAGGAACAUCAAGCGGGAGGUCUACAUGCUCUACCCUGGUUUGGAGCAGCAGCUGGAGAUGGCGUUCACAUGCCACGACCUUCAGCAUGAGGGAAAGCUCCCAUACACAACGCUGGAGCCUAUUAUCCGGCACUUGCUGAUGCAGUACGGCCUCAUCGAAUACGUCACAAGAUUUUCAGAUUCUGCAGGGUGCCUCGAUGCCAAUCAGGUUCGGGCGGAAUUGAACGAGUUUAAUGUGAACACCAGUGGCCUCUGCUGCGGUUCGUCGCUCACCCUCGAAGAUUUCAAGAGCCUUGCUGUCAUUUGGCUGCGCAAGAUUCUCGACAGCCAUGCAGAUGACCAAGCCGUUUGGAUGUCCAAGCUUAAGGCUGAACAGGAGGAGCAGGCGGAAGCCUACACUCGUGCUAUGCGUGAAUUCCAAGAGACAUUCACUCAGCAGCAUGCCCUGUACCAGCAAGGUCUGCAGGAGCAGCAGAAGCAGAUCAGCGACUGGAACAAGCUGCUUGAGGACGCUCAAAAGACUCAACAGCACAUCUAUGAGCAGGAAAUGCGACGCAUGGAAGAAGCUCGCCAGAAGGAAGCAAGUGCAGCAGAAGAGGCGAUGAAGGAGCAGAUGGAUCUCAUCAGCCAGUACAAGGAGAAACUCGAGAAGAUUGCUGCUGCUGACAAGAGCGGAAAGUGCUUUGUAUACCCGGCAGCGGCCACUCCGUAUGGUGCAUGCGCCUCAGCUGGUGCCCAAGAGCCAACUCGUCGGCGACGGGUGAAGAAAGAACACCAAAGCCGAGCUUGCUGCUAA
Neospora caninum is the source of this 825-nucleotide messenger RNA. RefSeq lists its product as hypothetical. Bases 1 to 825 code for a protein of 274 amino acids. The transcript is spliced from 4 exons. Lineage: Eukaryota; Apicomplexa; Conoidasida; Eucoccidiorida; Sarcocystidae. The record is from RefSeq and is a predicted model, not a curated record.